Molecule: messenger RNA, 1509 nt
Organism: Phytomonas sp. Hart1
Lineage: Eukaryota; Euglenozoa; Kinetoplastea; Trypanosomatida; Trypanosomatidae
Source: the annotation of a GenBank genome assembly
AUGGAGGAGGCAAAGAUUUAUAUUGGAAAUCUAGCUGAAUUCAUUGAGAACUCUAGGAAACUAAUAAAGUAUGGCACAAGAAACAUAAUGAUAAUUUACUACCGGAAAAAGUUUUAUGCCAUGGACAAUGCCUGUUACCAUCACGGUGGGCCACUUCUGAAUGGUGAUAUUGAGGACUUUGGGGGGCAUCUCUGCAUUGAGUGUCCAUGGCAUCGCUACAAAAUUGCUCUCGAUACCGGCGAGGGUCUUUAUGUUAGUCUUGAGCUUUCCUCUUCCGGUGGGAAACCUAAAAGUACUAUCCGUUCUAAAGGAUGCAAGCAGCGGGUCCAUAAGGUAUCGGUGGAUAAUCAAGGCGAAGUGUAUUUGAUUAUAAACUUAAGUGGUCCAUCUAUAGAAAGUGACCGCUACGCAACCAUGGAAAUAGCAAACAAAGAGGAACCGAUAUCCACACCAUUUGUGCAUGGAAAAAUUAAUAAUAAAUAUUUGAAUUCAACGCAUAACCACGAACCAUCUCAAGAUUUUCACAGCAGGAAUCCUCAUUCUGGCUUCACUCGGGGUCAGCAAUUCUCUAACCCGAUCUUAUGCUCUACAAAAAGUCAUUUUGAUAGUAGUGGAUUUGUAAAAGAAGAACAGUGGAAUCGCUUUGGCAUUGAACGACCGCGAGAUUCACCAAAGGGUGAAUUUAUGAUAUCCUGUAAUCAAAUAAAAAAUGUGUGUGAAAAUGUGUGUGAGCUGUUUUUUGUGCGUCACUCAGGUAUUUUGGAACAGAUCAUUAGGCCAGGGCAAUAUGUUGAGCUCAUAAUUCCUGCGACAUCAACCUCCGACACUUCUUUCCUGCGGUACCGAAAAUGGACUGUUUGUACUGUAAACACUGAGGACUCGCUGUUUUCACUCAUAGUGAAGGCAAACACCAACUACCCUAGUGGCGCUAGCAUGUGGCUCCAUAAUUACUCUUUAUAUACACCGCUAAAAGUUCAAAGCUUCGGCGGCAACUGCACACUCAUUGAUCAUUUGCCUCGAAUCUGUGCUCUACAAGGACGUGUACUGUGGUUGACAGCAGGAAUCGGCAUCACCAAUGCCUAUGCGGCCAUAUUUUCUUCCUUUCUUAGUACCGAUCCCGCAAUUCAGACGAUUCAGUAUCUUCACAUAGUACAUCUGCAUGUAGAUCGUUGGACUAAAUGUAUUCCAAAACUUAAUAACUUUGUUUUACACGGCUGUAGCGGCCAUCGGGAAAUUAACGAAGCUGGUCACAAAAGGCUUACCUUCAAAGCGUUUUUGACCCAGCAGAGCGAACCGGCUGCUACCGACAAUAAGGAAUGGGAAACAUGUAUAACUUAUGGCAGGCGUAUGCACACAGGUGACGUAGAGGAGGCAGUUAAACGUGAAUUUUUGAGAGCCCGUGGGUUUCUUGUAUAUAUUUGUGGCCCUCUGCAGUUCAUUAAUAAUUUCUCGGAGGCUUUGCUGGCAAUGGGAGUGUCGGAACCUGACAUUAUAACAGAUUCUAUAUAA